Molecule: messenger RNA, 3886 nt
Organism: Octopus bimaculoides (California two-spot octopus)
Lineage: Eukaryota; Metazoa; Mollusca; Cephalopoda; Octopoda; Octopodidae
Product: rabphilin-3A
Biological process (GO): intracellular protein transport; spontaneous neurotransmitter secretion; regulation of calcium ion-dependent exocytosis
Cellular component (GO): synapse; membrane
Molecular function (GO): small GTPase binding
Source: RefSeq, a predicted model, not a curated record
CCGCCUGUUCCUUGUUUCUCUCUCUCUCUCUCUCUCUCUUCAAUUCUUUUUCUCUCUUCAACUCUCUCUCUAUCAUAGCUGCCACUUGUUCUGUAUUGAUUUUAGCAAAUGUGUCCAUAGCAACAGUAUGGAAUCAGUACAUUACAACACACAACAGUUGAUUGAGCCAUAAUAGAGAUGACUAGAUGGGGAUAUAUUUAGCCGAUUCCUUCUUUAAUAUCUUGCGUCAACAACCAGCUGUAAACACGGCAGCACAUUCAACGGUGGAUCGUUUCUUACAGAAGGCAGAGAAAGAACAACGACAACAUACUCAGUAAAAACAAAAGAAGGAUUAAAACACUGUUUACACCCAACAAAAUGAAGUAUUUCUACUUUACUACUAGCUACCUAUGAUUUGUAUCUUCCACUGAAUUCCUUAUUUUAAAAUUAUUUUUUUAUUGAUUCCAACAACAUCUCUAUGUAGUCACUUAGAUUUAAAAUUUAACAGCCGUUACAUACCUGUUGAUAGAAAUAACAACUUGGAGGACCUGUAUUGAUUAGCCCUAAAAAAGUCUGAGAUUUGAUCUCUGUCCCUAUUUGUUCAGCGGGUGAGGUAAUUCAUUUCAAAACUACUCCAAUGAAAAGCAUCAUGGAUGAUCCUAACAGUCAAAGCAACACUGAGCGCUGGGUGUGUCCUAAUGACCGACAAUUAGCAUUACGUGCCAAAUUAGGAACUGGCUGGUCAUAUCAUACAAACCGAUACACUCAAUUUCGCAAGGAUGACCAACUUAGUGUUGAUGAACAGGAGCAGAUACUAAAUGUGAUCUCACGUGCCGAAUUCAUGGACAAUGUGGAACAGGAACGAAUUGGGCGUCUGGUAGAAAAAUUUGAUAACAUGAAGAAGAAUGCUAUGGGAAAUGGCGACAAUCAAUGUAUUUUAUGUGGUGAUGAAUUUGGUUUGCUGGGAGCUUCUCCAACUUACUGUGAUGAUUGUAAGAAGGCUGUAUGCAUUAAAUGUGGUGUUGAUACCUUCAACAGCCAAAAGACACCAUUAUGGUUAUGUAAAUUAUGCAGUGAGAGCAGAGAGGUAUGGAAACGAUCUGGUGCUUGGUUUUUUAAAGGAAUUCCAAAAUAUACAGUUCCAAAACAUCACCAUGAGGGUGGCAAGUUUUCUUCAAAUGCAAGAAACCAACUAGAAACUUCAGCUCACCAGAAGAGUCGUUCUGGAUCAUUUCGCAGUUAUAAUACUUGGAGCAGAGGACGGCACAAUGGCAACAAGGAAGGGUUUGGAGGAGAAAGCAGUGGUCAAGAUGCAUCAAGCAGUUCUGAAGACGAAGUGAGCAUUGGAAAACGCACGAAAGAAAGUGAUAACAUCAGCAUUGGAAGUUCACAGAGUAGCCGAGAUCAUCAAGGAGGAAAUGGUAAGGUGAUCAGUUCUAACACAAACGUUCAUGGAGGUCACUUAAAAAGUACUGACAACAAUCAAGAUUUCCAUAAUGCAUCUGACAAUGAGAAAACUGGAACCACAGGCCCAUAUCAGAAAGGAUCCCAGCUUCCUGAAGACAGGAAAGGAAGUACAGCUGAUGGAGAUAUUGAUGUUGCAUUUAACCAUUACUCACAGCAAAUCACCGAUUUAGAAAAUGGUAAUAAUUCUUGUGAGAUGCUGGGUAUUCUAGAAUUUUCUCUACUCUAUGAUGCUGAUAAUAAUGCUCUGAACUGCACUGUGGUUAGAGGAAAGAACCUAAAAGCAAUGGAUAUGAAUGGAUUCUCUGAUCCAUAUGUUAAACUACAUCUACUUCCUGGUGCUUCCAAAGCUAACAAACUAAGGACAAAGACCAUUCAUAAAACUCUGAACCCUGAAUGGAAUGAAACUUUGACAUAUUAUGGAAUUACUGAAGAAGAUGUUGCCAAGAAAGCUGUAAGGCUGUCUGUACUUGAUGAGGACCCCAUUGGCUAUGAUUUCAUUGGAGAAUAUCGAAUAUCAUUAAGCCAGUUAAAAAGAAACCAAACUAAACGCUUUUCUGUCUUGUUAGAAGAUCAUCAACCUCUUGAAAUUAGUGAUAGUCAGUCAGUUGAACGAGGAAAGAUUCUUCUAUCACUUUGCUACAAGCCAUCAGAACAACUUUUAUUGAUUGGCGUGGUGCGAUGUGCCAAUCUUGCAGCCAUGGAUUCCAAUGGUUAUUCUGAUCCAUUUGUGAAAAUAUAUAUGAAACCUGAUCCAGGCAAGAAAUCAAAAUUUAAAACAGAAACUAAGAGAAAAACACUGAAUCCUGAAUAUAAUGAAGUAUUUAAUUAUAAUAUCCGAUAUAAUGAACUCACACAUAAGACAUUGGAGAUAACUGUGUGGGACAAAGAUAUUGGCAAACCUAAUGAUUUCAUUGGAGGACUUGAAUUUGGAAGUCAAUCCAAAGGUGACACAUUACAACACUGGUAUGAGAUGUUAAGAAAUCCUGACCAGAAAGUUGAAUACUGGCAUACUCUAACUCCAGAUUUUUGUCCAUGAAGGCAGUUUUUGCUUCUGGCAUGGCAUUGUUUACAAAGACUUCGAUGACUACAUUCCUAACUACCCCAAUAAGUCAGCUUUGGUCAAAGCACAAGUGUCCACUGCCUGAACAUCAAGACUAUUCCAGCCUCAGCAGCUUCUCUUUAUUAUUUACCAGUUCUACUAUAUUUUACUGUUUUUUCUUUUCUUUUACUUGAGCCAAGAGCAAGAUUUUCAGAUUCUCAUUGUGAUUGCCGUUAGUUUCAACCUUAUUUGGAAAUUCACUUUUCAUUGAGAAGCUUGUAAAUUUGAAUUUCUUUCCUUCUUUAUUUGUGUAUUUCAUUAUUAUUACCAUUUUAUUUUAUUCCAUUUGGUUCAAUUAAAGCUAAUAUGAGCUUUCACUUACUCAGAAAAAAAAAUUGAAAGAAAUGUGAGAACUUUUGGUUAUCAUAAAAAUGUCCUUGUCUUUCAUAUUCCAUUUGAGUAUUGUUGCUUCUGAAAAAUGUAUGUUAAUUCUUGUUAUUAAAACACACUGGAUUCUAUUUGAAAAGAAAAUACACUGGGAUCUAGCUGGUAAAGAUUUUGGUUUCUAGUUAAGUAUUUUUAAAUUCUAAAUUCUUGUUAACAAAAUAUACUGGAUUCUAAUUAACAAAAUAUAUGGGAUGUUAUACUGUUAAUAGCUGAUUUACAAUGCUCAAAAUAAAAUACACCAACCUUUACUAAUGACAUAAUAUCUAGUUAAUAAAACAUGUUGGUGCUUUGUUGUAGAAACUCAUGUUUGCUUGUUAUUAAAAUACACUGUUUCUUUGUGAUGAAAUUAGUCUUGUUUUUACUGGUCAAAUGAUACCAGUUGUUAGUGGUUUGAACAUCAACAGAUCCUAGUGGUCAAAUUACAUUAGUUUUUAAAUGUCAAACCACCAAUGUUCCUAAUGUUCAAACCACAAUAGUUCCUAUUGGUCAAAGCAUAUCAGAUCCUAAUGUCCAAAUCAUAGCAGAUAUUGAUGAUCAAAACAAGUUUUUAUUGGUUAAAAUAUUCUUGCUUCUCCUCGCCAAAUUCUUAGUGGUCAACCACUACAGUUUCUCAUGUUUAAAUUUACCUGGUUCUUACUGGUUAAAGUUACACCAGUUUCUAGAUGUCAAAUUUUUCCAGCUCCUUAAUAUGUUAAAACUGUACAAUUGUAUCAUUUGUUUUGUUUUGCAUUUAAUAUUUUGCUUAAGCUCUGUUACUGUGUUUUAUAUAUAUAUGUAUAUAUAUAUAUAUAUAUACACACACCCACACACAUACACACACACACACAUAAACACAUUGUUCAAUAUUUUUUUCAUAUUUUCUCAAUCAUUCCACUAUUUUGGGGGAUUGACUCAGUAAUCUGAUAAAAUCCUGUGAUUAUUGAAGAAUAUUGAAAAUAAAAUUUAGCAUCUUGA